This is a messenger RNA of Closterium sp. Naga37s-1, 417 nucleotides long. The record is from the annotation of a GenBank genome assembly. Lineage: Eukaryota; Viridiplantae; Streptophyta; Zygnematophyceae; Desmidiales; Closteriaceae.
AUGGUCGAGUGCGGUAGGGUGCGAUCUAGCGCAGUGGGGAGCGGUAAGUUGUGGCCGGCUGCGCCUGCAGCAGCUGCUUUUGCGCGCGUGGCUCUUAGUGCGUGGGCAGCUGCGCGUGCGCGUGCAGCUGCUGCCGCGCGCGUCUGCUCGUGCGCGGUGGCGUGCGUGAGGCUGCGCGUGCGGGCGACAGGGCAGGGUGCAGCACGGGAUGAGGCGGGGCGCGGGCAGGGUGCGCAGCGGUGCGCGGUGGCGGCUGCUGUGCGCUCGGCGCAUGCAAUGCGUGCGCGUGCCGCCGUAUGUGCACGCGAAGCUGCUGCUGCGCGUGUACAAGCUGUGCGUGCGCACGGCGCGUGCGCGGCGCUCCUAUACCGCAGGCAGCGCGGGCAUCGUGGGGCAGUGCGUAACGGGGCGAUUUAG